Molecule: messenger RNA, 1032 nt
Organism: Rhinopithecus roxellana (golden snub-nosed monkey)
Lineage: Eukaryota; Metazoa; Chordata; Mammalia; Primates; Cercopithecidae
Gene: SEC14L6
Product: SEC14 like lipid binding 6
Exons: 9
Cellular component (GO): cytoplasm
Source: RefSeq, a predicted model, not a curated record
AUGUCUCUGCAGCAUAUGGAGUUCCGGAAGCAACAAGACCUGGCCAGCAUCCUUGCCUGGCAGCCCUCAGAGGUGGUCAGGCUGUACAACGCCAACGGCAUAUGCGGCCAGGACGGUGAGGGCAGCCCUGUCUGGUACCACAUCAUGGGAAGCCUGGACCCCAAGGACCUCUUGCUCUCGGCCUCCAAACAGGAGUUGCUCAGCGACAGCUUCCAGAGCUGUGAGUUGCUUCUGCGGGAGUGUGAGCUGCAGAGUCAGAAGCUGGGGAAGAAGGCGGAGAAAAUCACAGCUGUCUUUGAUCUUGAGGGGCUGGGCCUGAGGCAUCUGUGGAAGCCAGGAAUAGAGCUGCUCCAGGAGUUUUUCUCAGCACUUGAGGCAAAUUACCCUGAGAUCUUGAAGAAUUUAAUUGUUGUCAAUGCCCCCAAGCUAUUCACUGUAACCUUCAACCUGGUCAAGUCUUACAUGAGUUAAGAGACACGCAGGAAGGUGGUGAUUCUGGGAGACAACUGGAAGCAGGAGCUGACAAAAUUCAUCAGCCCCGACCAGCUGCCCGUGGAGUUUGGGAGGACCAUGACUGACCCCGAUGGCAACCCCAAGUGCCUGACCAAGAUCAACUAUGGGGGUGAGGUGCCCAAGAGCUACUACUUGUACAAUCAGGUGAGGCUGCAGUAUGAGCACACAGUGUCCGUGGGCUGCGGCUCCUCCCUGCGGGUGGAGAACGAGAUCCUGUUCCCAGGCUGUGUGCUCAGGUGGCAAUUCGCAUCGGAUGGCGGGGACAUCGGCUUUGGGGUUUUCCUGAAGACCAAGAUGGGGGAGCGGCAGAGGGCUAGGGAGAUGACGGAGGUGCUGCCCAGCCAGUGCUACAACGCCCACCUUGUGCCCGAGGACGGGAGCAUCACCUGCCUUGGGGUCAGCAGCUAUGUCCUGAGGUUUGACAACACCUACAGCCUGGUUCCUUCUAAACGCAUCAGCUACACCGUGGAGGUACUGCUCCCAGACCAAACCUUCAUGGAGAAGAUGGAGAAAUUCUAG